Molecule: messenger RNA, 429 nt
Organism: Brassicogethes aeneus
Lineage: Eukaryota; Metazoa; Arthropoda; Insecta; Coleoptera; Nitidulidae
Source: the annotation of a GenBank genome assembly
AUGUCUUUUUAUAAAAACUUCUCAAAACCACGAAAAACAUUUUCCAAUACAACUGUUAUUGAAAGACCAAGCUCAUCCUGUACCCAGUCAUCACAAGAUGACAAUCAAUUUUCCUCUAAUUUUACCAGUGACAAUUCAUAUUUUAUUGAAUUUGUAAAUGAGGAUGAUGCAGCAGAGCCAGAAUUAACACAUGAAAAUGAAGAUGGAAAACUUAUAAAGGAUACCCCAAAAAGAACUAAGCGUAAGAGAGAAGAUUCAGAACUCAGCGAAAUAAUUGACAUUGCUAAGUCCAUAUCUGGCCAGGUGCAAUCUAAUGCAAAGGAUAUAAAUCGUACAUUUGCAGAUUAUGUAUAUUCUUUGCUUAGUAACAUAAGCCCAGAGGAUGCCAAAGAAAAAAGAAGGCAAAUCAUUUGCAUUCUUGAGGAUUAG